UUUAUGAAAUACUUUAUUAAACAUGAAAUUAGAGGGCUCGUUAAGAACCUUCCCUCACCAGCUUCACUUUUUUGUCGGAGGACUUGAUCCUACCAGACAGGCUUUCCUCCCCUGCGCACCUUCCCUUUAAAACGCGUCGGAAAACGCCCCGCCCACUACGGAGAGCGAAGGGGUCUCGGCGCGGGGCCCGUUUACCUCCGCCUACCGAUCGCCGGCCAGGCACAGGAAACUUAGUGGUGAUGCUGAAGAAGAGGUCCAAGAAAAGGAACAAGGACUGAAAUUACCAGGAAUUGACGAAACAGAGGAAAUAUAGCACAGAGAGGUAAAGGGAUCUGGGGGACAUUUGUCAAUUUAUCCUCCAGUGCUUGGAGGACAUUGGAGUUUCCCAGUGAUAUGAUCUCAGGAUGGCUGCCCUCUUUCUCAAGAGGUUAACAUUACAAACCCUGAAGACUAGCAACGGCUGCAUCGGGAGCUGGCUUGGCAAGUACGUGGUGCGGAGGAGGACGCCCGCACAGCUGCGCCUCUUCGCUCCUGCGCCCGGGCCGCCCCACCUAACGCACACGCACGCGUUCAGUACCGACGGGGACACCCAGGACGAAAGGACGCCCAAGAGAAUGAGUGGAACAGAUCGUAGUAACAUCGGGAGGAAAAUCCCCGACCGGAUUAUUCACGUCCUUGACGAGAAGGGCAACGAUCUGGGGAACAUGCACCGGGCAGCGGUGAUCAGGCUCAUGGACGAGCGCGACCUGAGGCUGGUGAAGCGGUGCGGCGACGCGCAGCCGCCCGAGUACCAGCUCCUGACGGGCGCGCAGAUCCACGCGGAGCGGCUGCAGCUGCGCAGCGAGGCCCGGGCGGCGCCGCAGCCUGGACCAACCCUGACAAAGGAACUAACUUUUUCUUCAAGUAUUGCACAACAUGACUUGGACACAAAGAGUAAACAGAUUCAGCAGUGGAUUGAGAAAAAAUACAAAGUUCAAAUUACUAUAAAGAAAAGCAAGAAUGAUCCAGAGCCAGAAAAUAAAAUUGAGGGGAUAUUUAAUCACAUACUCCAGACUAUGCCUGGAAUAGCUACCUUCUCAUCCAAGCCACAACCUGCUAAAGGAGGAAAAGCUGUAAUGUGUAUUCUUCGUCCUUUAAGCAAAAAGGAAGAGAAUGCUUACAGAGAAACUCAAGGUACCCAGAAAGGAGACACUUUGAACAAAGAAAAUGGAAAUGACAGAGGAUCAGAUGUUCUGCAUUAGUGACUUUAAUAAAAAUGUGCUUCAUAGAGACAAUAA
Manis pentadactyla (Chinese pangolin) is the source of this 1277-nucleotide messenger RNA. It is a transcript of the gene MTIF3, whose product is annotated as mitochondrial translational initiation factor 3. Gene Ontology annotation, biological process: mitochondrial translational initiation; ribosome disassembly. The record is from RefSeq and is a predicted model, not a curated record. NCBI's taxonomy places the organism in Eukaryota, Metazoa, Chordata, Mammalia, Pholidota, Manidae. The transcript has 5 exons. Gene Ontology annotation, molecular function: translation initiation factor activity; ribosome binding. Gene Ontology annotation, cellular component: mitochondrion. The coding region runs from base 405 to 1241 and encodes 278 amino acids.